CACCCCUGCCGUGGUGCCCUCAAAGCACCCCUGCCGUGGUGCCCUCAAAGCACCCCUGCCGUGGUGCCCUCAAAGCACCCCUGCCGUGGUGCCCUCAAAGCACCCCUGCCGUGGUGCCCUCAAAGCACCCCUGCCGUGGUGCCCUCAAAGCACCCCUGCCGUGGUGCCCUCAAAGCACCCCUGCCGUGGUGCCCUCAAAGCACCCCUGCCGUGGUGCCCUCAAAGCACCCCUGCCGUGGUGCCCUCAAAGCACCCCUGCCGUGGUGCCCUCAAAGCACCCCUGCCGUGGUGCCCUCAAAGCACCCCUGCCGUGGUGCCCUCAAAGCACCCCUGCCGUGGUGCCCUCAAAGCACCCCUGCCGUGGUGCCCUCAAAGCACCCCUGCCGUGGUGCCCUCAAAGCACCCCUGCCGUGGUGCCCUCAAAGCACCCCUGCCGUGGUGCCCUCAAAGCACCCCUGCCGUGGUGCCCUCAAAGCACCCUGCCGUGGUGCCCUCGUGGUGCCCUCAAAGCACCCCUGCCGUGGUGCCCUCAAAGCACCCCUGCCGUGGUGCCCUCAAAGCACCCCUGCCGUGGUGCCCUCAAAGCACCCCUGCCGUGGUGCCCUCAAAGCACCCUGCCGUGGUGCCCUCAAAGCACCCCUGCCGUGGUGCCCUCAAACGGGCCAACCCCUGCCGUGGUGCCCUCAAAGCACCCCUGCCGUGGUGCCCUCCAAGCACCCCUGCCGUGUGCACCCCUGCCGUGGUGCCCUCAAAGCACCCCUGCCGUGGUGCCCUCAAAGCACCCCUGCCGUGGUGCCCUCAAAGCACCCCUGCCGUGGUGCCCUCAAAGCACCCCUGCCGUGGUGCCCCUCAAAGCACCCCUGCCGUGGUGCCCUCAAAGCACCCCUGCCGUGGUGCCCUCAAAGCACCCCUGCCGUGGUGCCCUCAAAGCACCCCUGCCGUGGUGCCCUCAAAGCACCCCUGCCGUGGUGCCCUCAAAGCACCCCUGCCGUGGUGCCCUCAAAGCACCCCUGCCGUGGUGCCCUCAAAGCACCCCUGCCGUGGUGCCCUCAAAGCACCCCUGCCGUGGUGCCCUCAAAGCACCCCUGCCGUGGUGCCCUCAAAGCACCCCUGCCGUGGUGCCCUCAAAGCACCCCUGCCGUGGUGCCCUCAAAGCACCCCUGCCGUGGUGCCCUCAAAGCACCCCUGCCGUGGUGCCCUCAAAGCACCCCUGCCGUGGUGCCCUCAAAGCACCCCUGCCGUGGUGCCCUCAAAGCACCCCUGCCGUGGUGCCCUCAAAGCACCCCUGCCGUGGUGCCCUCAAAGCACCCCUGCCGUGGUGCCCUCAAAGCACCCCUGCCGUGGUGCCCUCAAAGCACCCCUGCCGUGGUGCCCUCAAAGCACCCCUGCCGUGGUGCCCUCAAAGCACCCCUGCCGUGGUGCCCUCAAAGCACCCCUGCCGUGGUGCCCUCAAAGCACCCCUGCCGUGGUGCCCUCAAAGCACCCCUGCCGUGGUGCCCUCAAAGCACCCCUGCCGUGGUGCCCUCAAAGCACCCCUGCCGUGGUGCCCUCAAAGCACCCCUGCCGUGGUGCCCUCAAAGCACCCCUGCCGUGGUGCCCUCAAAGCACCCCUGCCGUGGUGCCCUCAAAGCACCCCUGCCGUGGUGCCCUCAAAGCACCCCUGCCGUGGUGCCCUCAAAGCACCCCUGCCGUGGUGCCCUCAAAGCACCCCUGCCGUGGUGCCCUCAAAGCACCCCUGCCGUGGUGCCCUCAAAGCACCCCUGCCGUGGUGCCCUCAAAGCACCCCUGCCGUGGUGCCCUCAAAGCACCCCUGCCGUGGUGCCCUCAAAGCACCCCUGCCGUGGUGCCCUCAAAGCACCCCUGCCGUGGUGCCCUCAAAGCACCCCUGCCGUGGUGCCCUCAAAGCACCCCUGCCGUGGUGCCCUCAAAGCACCCCUGCCGUGGUGCCCUCAAAGCACCCCUGCCGUGGUGCCCUCAAAGCACCCUGCCGUGGUGCCCUCAAAGCACCCCUGCCGUGGUGCCCUCAAAGCACCCCUGCCGUGGUGCCCUCAAAGCACCCCUGCCGUGGUGCCCUCAAAGCACCCCUGCCGUGGUGCCCUCAAAGCACCCCUGCCGUGGUGCCCUCAAAGCACCCCUGCCGUGGUGCCCUCAAAGCACCCCUGCCGUGGUGCCCUCAAAGCACCCCUGCCGUGGUGCCCUCAAAGCACCCCUGCCGUGGUGCCCUCAAAGCACCCCUGCCGUGGUGCCCUCAAAGCACCCCUGCCGUGGUGCCCUCAAAGCACCCCUGCCGUGGUGCCCUCAAAGCACCCCUGCCGUGGUGCCCUCAAAGCACCCCUGCCGUGGUGCCCUCAAAGCACCCCUGCCGUGGUGCCCUCAAAGCACCCCUGCCGUGGUGCCCUCAAAGCACCCCUGCCGUGGUGCCCUCAAAGCACCCCUGCCGUGGUGCCCUCAAAGCACCCCUGCCGUGGUGCCCUCAAAGCACCCCUGCCGUGGUGCCCUCAAAGCACCCCUGCCGUGGUGCCCUCAAAGCACCCCUGCCGUGGUGCCCUCAAAGCACCCCUGCCGUGGUGCCCUCAAAGCACCCCUGCCGUGGUGCCCUCAAAGCACCCCUGCCGUGGUGCCCUCAAAGCACCCCUGCCGUGGUGCCCUCAAAGCACCCCUGCCGUGGUGCCCUCAAAGCACCCCUGCCGUGGUGCCCUCAAAGCACCCCUGCCGUGGUGCCCUCAAAGCACCCCUGCCGUGGUGCCCUCAAAGCACCCCUGCCGUGGUGCCCUCAAAGCACCCCUGCCGUGGUGCCCUCAAAGCACCCCUGCCGUGGUGCCCUCAAAGCACCCCUGCCGUGGUGCCCUCAAAGCACCCCUGCCGUGGUGCCCUCAAAGCACCCCUGCCGUGGUGCCCUCAAAGCACCCCUGCCGUGGUGCCCUCAAAGCACCCCUGCCGUGGUGCCCUCAAAGCACCCCUGCCGUGGUGCCCUCAAAGCACCCCUGCCGUGGUGCCCUCAAAGCACCCCUGCCGUGGUGCCCUCAAAGCACCCCUGCCGUGGUGCCCUCAAAGCACCCCUGCCGUGGUGCCCUCAAAGCACCCCUGCCGUGGUGCCCUCAAAGCACCCCUGCCGUGGUGCCCUCAAAGCACCCCUGCCGUGGUGCCCCUCAAAGCACCCCUGCCGUGGUGCCCUCAAAGCACCCCUGCCGUGGUGCCCUCAAAGCACCCCUGCCGUGGUGCCCUCAAAGCAACCCCUGCCGUGGUGCCCUCAAGCAUGCACCCUGCCGUGGUGCCCUCAAAGCACCCCUGCCGUGGUGCCCUCAAAGCACCCCUGCCGUGGUGCCCUCAAAGCACCCCUGCCGUGGGUGCCCUCAAAGCCCCCUGCCGUGGUGCCCUCCAAGCACCCCUGCCGUGGUGCCCUCAAAGCACCCCUGCCGUGGUGCCCUCAAAGCACCCCUGCCGUGGUGCCCUCAAAGCACCCCUGCCGUGGUGCCCUCAAAGCACCCCUGCCGUGGUGCCCUCAAAGCACCCCUGCCGUGGUGCCCUCAAAGCACCCCUGCCGUGGUGCCCUCAAAGCACCCCUGCCGUGGUGCCCUCAAAGCACCCCCUGCCGUGGUGCCCUCAAAGCACCCCUGCCGUGGUGCCCUCAAAGCACCCCUGCCGUGGUGCCCUCAAAGCACCCCUGCCGUGGUGCCCUCAAAGCACCCCUGCCGUGGUGCCCUCAAAGCACCCCUGCCGUGGUGCCCUCAAAGCACCCCUGCCGUGGUGCCCUCAAAGCACCCCUGCCGUGGUGCCCUCAAAGCACCCCUGCCGUGGUGCCCUCAAAGCACCCCUGCCGUGGUGCCCUCAAAGCACCCCUGCCGUGGUGCCCUCAAAGCACCCCUGCCGUGGUGCCCUCAAAGCACCCCUGCCGUGGUGCCCUCAAAGCACCCCUGCCGUGGUGCCCUCAAAGCACCCCUGCCGUGGUGCCCUCAAAGCACCCCUGCCGUGGUGCCCUCAAAGCACCCCUGCCGUGGUGCCCUCAAAGCACCCCUGCCGUGGUGCCCUCAAAGCACCCCUGCCGUGGUGCCCUCAAAGCACCCCUGCCGUGGUGCCCUCAAAGCACCCCUGCCGUGGUGCCCUCAAAGCACCCCUGCCGUGGUGCCCUCAAAGCACCCCUGCCGUGGUGCCCUCAAAGCACCCCUGCCGUGGUGCCCUCAAAGCACCCCUGCCGUGGUGCCCUCAAAGCACCCCUGCCGUGGUGCCCUCAAAGCACCCCUGCCGUGGUGCCCUCAAAGCACCCCUGCCGUGGUGCCCUCAAAGCACCCCUGCCGUGGUGCCCUCAAAGCACCCCUGCCGUGGUGCCCUCAAAGCACCCCUGCCGUGGUGCCCUCAAAGCACCCCUGCCGUGGUGCCCUCAAAGCACCCCUGCCGUGGUGCCCUCAAAGCACCCCUGCCGUGGUGCCCUCAAAGCACCCCUGCCGUGGUGCCCUCAAAGCACCCCUGACCGUGGUGCCCUCAAAGCACCCCUGCCGUGGUGCCCUCAAAGCACCCCUGCCGUGGUGCCCUCAAAGCACCCCUGCCGUGGUGCCCUCAAAGCACCCCUGCCGUGGUGCCCUCAAAGCACCCCUGCCGUGGUGCCCUCAAAGCACCCCUGCCGUGGUGCCCUCAAAGCACCCCUGCCGUGGUGCCCUCAAAGCACCCCUGCCGUGGUGCCCUCAAAGCACCCCUGCCGUGGUGCCCUCAAAGCACCCCUGCCGUGGUGCCCUCAAAGCACCCCUGCCGUGGUGCCCUCAAAGCACCCCUGCCGUGGUGCCCUCAAAGCACCCCUGCCGUGGUGCCCUCAAAGCACCCCUGCCGUGGUGCCCUCAAAGCACCCCUGCCGUGGUGCCCUCAAAGCACCCCUGCCGUGGUGCCCUCAAAGCACCCCUGCCGUGGUGCCCUCAAGCACCCCUGCCGUGGUGCCCUCAAAGCACCCCUGCCGUGGUGCCCUCAAAGCACCCCUGCCGUGGUGCCCUCAAAGCACCCCUGCCGUGGUGCCCUCAAAGCACCCCUGCCGUGGUGCCCUCAAAGCACCCCUGCCGUGGUGCCCUCAAAGCACCCCUGCCGUGGUGCCCUCAAAGCACCCCUGCCGUGGUGCCCUCAAAGCACCCCUGCCGUGGUGCCCUCAAAGCACCCCUGCCGUGGUGCCCUCAAAGCACCCCUGCCGUGGUGCCCUCAAAGCACCCCUGCCGUGGUGCCCUCAAAGCACCCCUGCCGUGGUGCCCUCAAAGCACCCCUGCCGUGGUGCCCUCAAAGCACCCCUGCCGUGGUGCCCUCAAAGCACCCCUGCCGUGGUGCCCUCAAAGCACCCCUGCCGUGGUGCCCUCAAAGCACCCCUGCCGUGGUGCCCUCAAAGCACCCCUGCCGUGGUGCCCUCAAAGCACCCCUGGCAAGCACCCCUGCCGUGGUGCCCUCAAAGCACCCCUGCCGUGGUGCCCUCAAAGCACCCCUGCCGUGGUGCCCUCAAAGCACCCCUGCCGUGGUGCCCCUCAAAGCACCCCUGCCGUGGUGCCCUCAAAGCACCCCUGCCGUGGUGCCCUCAAAGCACCCCUGCCGUGGUGCCCUCAAAGCACCCCUGCCGUGGUGCCCUCAAAGCACCCCUGCCGUGGUGCCCUCAAAGCACCCCUGCCGUGGUGCCCUCAAAGCACCCCUGCCGUGGUGCCCUCAAAGCACCCCUGCCGUGGUGCCCUCAAAGCACCCCUGCCGUGGUGCCCUCAAAGCACCCCUGCCGUGGUGCCCUCAAAGCACCCCUGCCGUGGUGCCCUCAAAGCACCCCUGCCGUGGUGCCCUCAAAGCACCCCUGCCGUGGUGCCCUCAAAGCACCCCUGCCGUGGUGCCCUCAAAGCACCCCUGCCGUGGUGCCCUCAAAGCACCCCUGCCGUGGUGCCCUCAAAGCACCCCUGCCGUGGUGCCCUCAAAGCACCCCUGCCGUGGUGCCCUCAAAGCACCCCUGCCGUGGUGCCCUCAAAGCACCCCUGCCGUGGUGCCCUCAAAGCACCCCUGCCGUGGUGCCCUCAAAGCACCCCUGCCGUGGUGCCCUCAAAGCACCCCUGCCGUGGUGCCCUCAAAGCACCCCUGCCGUGGUGCCCUCAAAGCACCCCUGCCGUGGUGCCCUCAAAGCACCCCUGCCGUGGUGCCCUCAAAGCACCCCUGCCGUGGUGCCCUCAAAGCACCCCUGCCGUGGUGCCCUCAAAGCACCCCUGCCGUGGUGCCCUCAAAGCACCCCUGCCGUGGUGCCCUCAAAGCACCCCUGCCGUGGUGCCCUCAAAGCACCCCUGCCGUGGUGCCCUCAAAGCACCCCUGCCGUGGUGCCCUCAAAGCACCCCUGCCGUGGUGCCCUCAAAGCACCCCUGCCGUGGUGCCCUCAAAGCACCCCUGCCGUGGUGCCCUCAAAGCACCCCUGCCGUGGUGCCCUCAAAGCACCCCUGCCGUGGUGCCCUCAAAGCACCCCUGCCGUGGUGCCCUCAAAGCACCCCUGCCGUGGUGCCCUCAAAGCACCCCUGCCGUGGUGCCCUCAAAGCACCCCUGCCGUGGUGCCCUCAAAGCACCCCUGCCGUGGUGCCCUCAAAGCACCCCUGCCGUGGUGCCCUCAAAGCACCCCUGCCGUGGUGCCCUCAAAGCACCCCUGCCGUGGUGCCCUCAAAGCACCCCUGCCGUGGUGCCCUCAAAGCACCCCUGCCGUGGUGCCCUCAAAGCACCCCUGCCGUGGUGCCCUCAAAGCACCCCUGCCGUGGUGCCCUCAAAGCACCCCUGCCGUGGUGCCCUCAAAGCACCCCUGCCGUGGUGCCCUCAAAGCACCCCUGCCGUGGUGCCCUCAAAGCACCCCUGCCGUGGUGCCCUCAAAGCACCCCUGCCGUGGUGCCCUCAAAGCACCCCUGCCGUGGUGCCCUCAAAGCACCCCUGCCGUGGUGCCCUCAAAGCACCCCUGCCGUGGUGCCCUCAAAGCACCCCUGCCGUGGUGCCCUCAAAGCACCCCUGCCGUGGUGCCCUCAAAGCACCCCUGCCGUGGUGCCCUCAAAGCACCCCUGCCGUGGUGCCCUCAAAGCACCCCUGCCGUGGUGCCCUCAAAGCACCCCUGCCGUGGUGCCCUCAAAGCACCCCUGCCGUGGUGCCCUCAAAGCACCCCUGCCGUGGUGCCCUCAAAGCACCCCUGCCGUGGUGCCCUCAAAGCACCCCUGCCGUGGUGCCCUCAAAGCACCCCUGCCGUGGUGCCCUCAAAGCACCCCUGCCGUGGUGCCCUCAAAGCACCCCUGCCGUGGUGCCCUCAAAGCACCCCUGCCGUGGUGCCCUCAAAGCACCCCUGCCGUGGUGCCCUCAAAGCACCCCUGCCGUGGUGCCCUCAAAGCACCCCUGCCGUGGUGCCCUCAAAGCACCCCUGCCGUGGUGCCCUCAAAGCACCCCUGCCGUGGUGCCCUCAAAGCACCCCUGCCGUGGUGCCCUCAAAGCACCCCUGCCGUGGUGCCCUCAAAGCACCCCUGCCGUGGUGCCCUCAAAGCACCCCUGCCGUGGUGCCCUCAAAGCACCCCUGCCGUGGUGCCCUCAAAGCACCCCUGCCGUGGUGCCCUCAAAGCACCCCUGCCGUGGUGCCCUCAAAGCACCCCUGCCGUGGUGCCCUCAAAGCACCCCUGCCGUGGUGCCCUCAAAGCACCCCUGCCGUGGUGCCCUCAAAGCACCCCUGCCGUGGUGCCUCAAAGCACCCCUGCCGUGGUGCCCUCAAAGCACCCCUGCCGUGGUGCCCUCAAAGCACCCCUGCCGUGGUGCCCUCAAAGCACCCCUGCCGUGGUGCCCUCAAAGCACCCCUGCCGUGGUGCCCUCAAAGCACCCCUGCCGUGGUGCCCUCAAAGCACCCCUGCCGUGGUGCCCUCAAAGCACCCCUGCCGUGGUGCCCUCAAAGCACCCCUGCCGUGGUGCCCUCAAAGCACCCCUGCCGUGGUGCCCUCAAAGCACCCCUGCCGUGGUGCCCUCAAAGCACCCCUGCCGUGGUGCCCUCAAAGCACCCCUGCCGUGGUGCCCUCAAAGCACCCCUGCCGUGGUGCCCUCAAAGCACCCCUGCCGUGGUGCCCUCAAAGCACCCCUGCCGUGGUGCCCUCAAAGCACCCCUGCCGUGGUGCCCUCAAAGCACCCCUGCCGUGGUGCCCUCAAAGCACCCCUGCCGUGGUGCCCUCAAAGCACCCCUGCCGUGGUGCCCUCAAAGCACCCCUGCCGUGGUGCCCUCAAAGCACCCCUGCCGUGGUGCCCUCAAAGCACCCCUGCCGUGGUGCCCUCAAAGCACCCUGCCGUGGUGCCCUCAAAGCACCCCUGCCGUGGUGCCCUCAAAGCACCCCUGCCGUGGUGCCCUCAAAGCACCCCUGCCGUGGUGCCCUCAAAGCACCCCUGCCGUGGUGCCCUCAAAGCACCCCUGCCGUGGUGCCCUCAAAGCACCCCUGCCGUGGUGCCCUCAAAGCACCCCUGCCGUGGUGCCCUCAAAGCACCCCUGCCGUGGUGCCCUCAAAGCACCCCUGCCGUGGUGCCCUCAAAGCACCCCUGCCGUGGUGCCCUCAAAGCACCCCUGCCGUUGGUGCCCCUCAAAGCACCCCUGCCGUGGUGCCCUCAAAGCACCCCUGCCGUGGUGCCCUCAAAGCACCCCUGCCGUGGUGCCCUCAAAGCACCCCUGCCGUGGUGCCCUCAAAGCACCCCUGCCGUGGUGCCCUCAAAGCACCCCUGCCGUGGUGCCCUCAAAGCACCCCUGCCGUGGUGCCCUCAAAGCACCCCUGCCGUGGUGCCCUCAAAGCACCCCUGCCGUGGUGCCCUCAAAGCACCCCUGCCGUGGUGCCCUCAAAGCACCCCUGCCGUGGUGCCCUCAAAGCACCCCUGCCGUGGUGCCCUCAAAGCACCCCUGCCGUGGUGCCCUCAAAGCACCCCUGCCGUGGUGCCCUCAAAGCACCCCUGCCGUGGUGCCCUCAAAGCACCCCUGCCGUGGUGCCCUCAAAGCACCCCUGCCGUGGUGCCCUCAAAGCACCCCUGCCGUGGUGCCCUCAAAGCACCCCUGCCGUGGUGCCCUCAAAGCACCCCUGCCGUGGUGCCCUCAAAGCACCCCUGCCGUGGUGCCCUCAAAGCACCCCUGCCGUGGUGCCCUCAAAGCACCCCUGCCGUGGUGCCCUCAAAGCACCCCUGCCGUGGUGCCCUCAAAGCACCCCUGCCGUGGUGCCCUCAAAGCACCCCUGCCGUGGUGCCCUCAAAGCACCCCUGCCGUGGUGCCCUCAAAGCACCCCUGCCGUGGUGCCCUCAAAGCACCCCUGCCGUGGUGCCCUCAAAGCACCCCUGCCGUGGUGCCCUCAAAGCACCCCUGCCGUGGUGCCCUCAAAGCACCCCUGCCGUGGUGCCCUCAAAGCACCCCUGCCGUGGUGCCCUCAAAGCACCCCUGCCGUGGUGCCCUCAAAGCACCCCUGCCGUGGUGCCCUCAAAGCACCCCUGCCGUGGUGCCCUCAAAGCACCCCUGCCGUGGUGCCCUCAAAGCACCCCUGCCGUGGUGCCCUCAAAGCACCCCUGCCGUGGUGCCCUCAAAGCACCCCUGCCGUGGUGCCCUCAAAGCACCCCUGCCGUGGUGCCCUCAAAGCACCCCUGCCGUGGUGCCCUCAAAGCACCCCUGCCGUGGUGCCCUCAAAGCACCCCUGCCGUGGUGCCCUCAAAGCACCCCUGCCGUGGUGCCCUCAAAGCACCCCUGCCGUGGUGCCCUCAAAGCACCCCUGCCGUGGUGCCCUCAAAGCACCCCUGCCGUGGUGCCCUCAAAGCACCCCUGCCGUGGUGCCCUCAAAGCACCCCUGCCGUGGUGCCCUCAAAGCACCCCUGCCGUGGUGCCCUCAAAGCACCCCUGCCGUGGUGCCCUCAAAGCACCCCUGCCGUGGUGCCCUCAAAGCACCCCUGCCGUGGUGCCCUCAAAGCACCCCUGCCGUGGUGCCCUCAAAGCACCCCUGCCGUGGUGCCCUCAAAGCACCCCUGCCGUGGUGCCCUCAAAGCACCCCUGCCGUGGUGCCCUCAAAGCACCCCUGCCGUGGUGCCCUCAAAGCACCCCUGCCGUGGUGCCCUCAAAGCACCCCUGCCGUGGUGCCCUCAAAGCACCCCUGCCGUGGUGCCCUCAAAGCACCCCUGCCGUGGUGCCCUCAAAGCACCCCUGCCGUGGUGCCCUCAAAGCACCCCUGCCGUGGUGCCCUCAAAGCACCCCUGCCGUGGUGCCCUCAAAGCACCCCUGCCGUGGUGCCCUCAAAGCACCCCUGCCGUGGUGCCCUCAAAGCACCCCUGCCGUGGUGCCCUCAAAGCACCCCUGCCGUGGUGCCCUCAAAGCACCCCUGCCGUGGUGCCCUCAAAGCACCCCUGCCGUGGUGCCCUCAAAGCACCCCUGCCGUGGUGCCCUCAAAGCACCCCUGCCGUGGUGCCCUCAAAGCACCCCUGCCGUGGUGCCCUCAAAGCACCCCUGCCGUGGUGCCCUCAAAGCACCCCUGCCGUGGUGCCCUCAAAGCACCCCUGCCGUGGUGCCCUCAAAGCACCCCUGCCGUGGUGCCCUCAAAGCACCCCUGCCGUGGUGCCCUCAAAGCACCCCUGCCGUGGUGCCCUCAAAGCACCCCUGCCGUGGUGCCCUCAAAGCACCCCUGCCGUUGGUGCCCUCAAAGCACCCCUGCCGUGGUGCCCUCAAAGCACCCCUGCCGUGGUGCCCUCAAAGCACCCCUGCCGUGGUGCCCUCAAAGCACCCCUGCCGUGGUGCCCUCAAAGCACCCCUGCCGUGGUGCCCUCAAAGCACCCCUGCCGUGGUGCCCUCAAAGCACCCCUGCCGUGGUGCCCUCAAAGCACCCCUGCCGUGGUGCCCUCAAAGCACCCCCUGCCGUGGUGCCCUCAAAGCACCCCUGCCGUGGUGCCCUCAAAGCACCCCUGCCGUGGUGCCCUCAAAGCACCCCUGCCGUGGUGCCCUCAAAGCACCCCUGCCGUGGUGCCCCUCAAAGCAACCCCUGCCGUGGUGCCCUCAAAGCACCCCUGCCGUGGUGCCCUCAAAGCACCCCUGCCGUGGUGCCCUCAAAGCACCCCUGCCGUGGUGCCCUCAAAGCACCCCUGCCGUGGUGCCCUCAAAGCACCCCUGCCGUGGUGCCCUCAAAGCACCCCUGCCGUGGUGCCCUCAAAGCACCCCUGCCGUGGUGCCCUCAAAGCACCCCUGCCGUGGUGCCCUCAAAGCACCCCUGCCGUGGUGCCCCUCAAAGCACCCCUGCCGUGGUGCCCUCAAAGCACCCCUGCCGUGGUGCCCUCAAAGCACCCCUGCCGUGGUGCCCUCAAAGCACCCCUGCCGUGGUGCCCUCAAAGCACCCCUGCCGUGGUGCCCUCAAAGCACCCCUGCCGUGGUGCCCUCAAAGCACCCCUGCCGUGGUGCCCUCAAAGCACCCCUGCCGUGGUGCCCUCAAAGCACCCCUGCCGUGGUGCCCUCAAAGCACCCCUGCCGUGGUGCCCUCAAAGCACCCCUGCCGUGGUGCCCUCAAAGCACCCCUGCCGUGGUGCCCUCAAAGCACCCCUGCCGUGGUGCCCUCAAAGCACCCCUGCCGUGGUGCCCUCAAAGCACCCCUGCCGUGGUGCCCUCAAAGCACCCCUGCCGUGGUGCCCUCAAAGCACCCCUGCCGUGGUGCCCUCAAAGCACCCCUGCCGUGGUGCCCUCAAAGCACCCCUGCCGUGGUGCCCUCAAAGCACCCCUGCCGUGGUGCCCUCAAAGCACCCCUGCCGUGGUGCCCUCAAAGCACCCCUGCCGUGGUGCCCUCAAAGCACCCCUGCCGUGGUGCCCUCAAAGCACCCCUGCCGUGGUGCCCUCAAAGCACCCCUGCCGUGGUGCCCUCAAAGCACCCCUGCCGUGGUGCCCUCAAAGCACCCCUGCCGUGGUGCCCUCAAAGCACCCCUGCCGUGGUGCAAGCCCUGCCCUCAAAGCACCCCUGCCGUGGUGCCCUCAAAGCACCCCUGCCGUGGUGCCCUCAAAGCACCCCUGCCGUGGUGCCCUCAAAGCACCCCUGCCGUGGUGCCCUCAAAGCACCCCUGCCGUGGUGCCCUCAAAGCACCCCUGCCGUGGGUGCCCUCAAAGCACCCCUGCCGUGGUGCCCUCAAAGCACCCCUGCCGUGGUGCCCUCAAAGCACCCCUGCCGUGGUGCCCUCAAAGCACCCCUGCCGUGGUGCCCUCAAAGCACCCCUGCCGUGGUGCCCUCAAAGCACCCCUGCCGUGGUGCCCUCAAAGCACCCCUGCCGUGGUGCCCUCAAAGCACCCCUGCCGUGGUGCCCUCAAAGCACCCCUGCCGUGGUGCCCUCAAAGCACCCCUGCCGUGGUGCCCUCAAAGCACCCCUGCCGUGGUGCCCUCAAAGCACCCCUGCCGUGGUGCCCUCAAAGCACCCCUGCCGUGGUGCCCUCAAAGCACCCCUGCCGUGGUGCCCUCAAAGCACCCCUGCCGUGGUGCCCUCAAAGCACCCCUGCCGUGGUGCCCUCAAAGCACCCCUGCCGUGGUGCCCUCAAAGCACCCCUGCCGUGGUGCCCUCAAAGCACCCCUGCCGUGGUGCCCUCAAAGCACCCCUGCCGUGGUGCCCUCAAAGCACCCCUGCCGUGGUGCCCUCAAAGCACCCCUGCCGUGGUGCCCUCAAAGCACCCCUGCCGUGGUGCCCUCAAAGCACCCCUGCCGUGGUGCCCUCAAAGCACCCCUGCCGUGGUGCCCUCAAAGCACCCCUGCCGUGGUGCCCUCAAAGCACCCCUGCCGUGGUGCCCUCAAAGCACCCCUGCCGUGGUGCCCUCAAAGACACCCCUGCCGUGGUGCCCUCAAAGCACCCCUGCCGUGGUGCCCUCAAAGCACCCCUGCCGUGGUGCCCUCAAAGCACCCCUGCCGUGGUGCCCUCAAAGCACCCCUGCCGUGGUGCCCUCAAAGCACCCCUGCCGUGGUGCCCUCAAAGCACCCCUGCCGUGGUGCCCUCAAAGCACCCCUGCCGUGGUGCCCUCAAAGCACCCCUGCCGUGGUUGCCCUCAAAGCACCCCUGCCGUGGUGCCCUCAAAGCACCCCUGCCGUGGUGCCCUCAAAGCACCCCUGCCGUGGUGCCCUCAAAGCACCCCUGCCGUGGUGCCCUCAAAAGCACCCCCUGCCGUGGUGCCCUCAAAGCACCCCUGCCGUGGUGCCCUCAAAGCACCCCUGCCGUGGUGCCCUCAAAGCACCCCUGCCGUGGUGCCCUCAAAGCACCCCUGCCGUGGUGCCCUCAAAGCACCCCUGCCGUGGUGCCCUCAAAGCACCACCCUGCCGUGGUGCCCUCAAAGCACCCCUGCCGUGGUGCCCUCAAAGCACCCCUGCCGUGGUGCCCUCAAAGCACCCCUGCCGUGGUGCCCUCAAAGCACCCCUGCCGUGGUGCCCUCAAAGCACCCCUGCCGUGGUGCCCUCAAAGCACCCCUGCCGUGGUGCCCUCAAAGCACCCCUGCCGUGGUGCCCUCAAAGCACCCCUGCCGUGGUGCCCUCAAAGCACCCCUGCCGUGGUGCCCUCAAAGCACCCCUGCCGUGGUGCCCUCAAAGCACCCCUGCCGUGGUGCCCUCAAAGCACCCCUGCCGUGGUGCCCUCAAAGCACCCCUGCCCGUGGUGCCCUCAAAGCACCCCUGCCGUGGUGCCCUCAAAGCACCCCUGCCGUGGUGCCCUCAAAGCACCCCUGCCGUGGUGCCCUCAAAGCACCCCUGCCGUGGUGCCCUCAAAGCACCCCUGCCGUGGUGCCCUCAAAGCACCCCUGCCGUGGUGCCCUCAAAGCACCCCUGCCGUGGUGCCCUCAAAGCACCCCUGCCGUGGUGCCCUCAAAGCACCCCUGCCGUGGUGCCCUCAAAGCACCCCUGCCGUGGUGCCCUCAAAGCACCCCUGCCGUGGUGCCCUCAAAGCACCCCUGCCGUGGUGCCCUCAAAGCACCCCUGCCGUGGUGCCCUCAAAGCACCCCUGCCGUGGUGCCCUCAAAGCACCCCUGCCGUGGUGCCCUCAAAGCACCCCUGCCGUGGUGCCCUCAAAGCACCCCUGCCGUGGUGCCCUCAAAGCACCCCUGCCGUGGUGCCCUCAAAGCACCCCUGCCGUGGUGCCCUCAAAGCACCCCCUGCCGUGGUGCCCUCAAAGCACCCCUGCCGUGGUGCCCUCAAAGCACCCCUGCCGUGGUGCCCUCAAAGCACCCCUGCCGUGGUGCCCUCAAAGCACCCCUGCCGUGGUGCCCUCAAAGCACCCCUGCCGUGGUGCCCUCAAAGCACCCCUGCCGUGGUGCCCUCAAAGCAACCCCUGCCGUGGUGCCCUCAAAGCACCCCUGCCGUGGUGCCCUCAAAGCACCCCUGCCGUGGUGCCCUCAAAGCACCCCUGCCGUGGUGCCCUCAAAGCACCCCCUGCCGUGGUGCCCUCAAAGCACCCCUGCCGUGGUGCCCUCAAAGCACCCUGCCGUGGUGCCCUCAAAGCACCCCUGCCGUGGUGCCCUCAAAGCACCCCCUGCCGUGGUGCCCUCAAAGCACCCCCUGCCGUGGUGCCCUCAAAGCACCCCUGCCGUGGUGCCCUCAAAGCACCCCUGCCGUGGUGCCCUCAAAGCACCCCUGCCGUGGUGCCCUCAAAGCACCCCUGCCGUGUGCCCUCAAAGCACCCCUGCCGUGGUGCCCUCAAAGCACCCCUGCCGUGGUGCCCUCAAAGCACCCCUGCCGUGGUGCCCUCAAAGCACCCCUGCCGUGGUGCCCUCAAAGCACCCCUGCCGUGGUGCCCUCAAAGCACCCCUGCCGUGGUGCCCUCAAAGCACCCCUGCCGUGGUGCCCUCAAAGCACCCCUGCCGUGGUGCCCUCAAAGCACCCCUGCCGUGGUGCCCUCAAAGCACCCCUGCCGUGGUGCCCUCAAAGCACCCCUGCCGUGGUGCCCUCAAAGCACCCCUGCCGUGGUGCCCUCAAAGCACCCCUGCCGUGGUGCCCUCAAGCACCCCUGCCGUGGUGCCCUCAAAGCACCCCUGCCGUGGUGCCCUCAAAGCACCCCUGCCGUGGUGCCCUCAAAGCACCCCUGCCGUGGUGCCCUCAAAGCACCCCUGCCGUGGUGCCCUCAAAGCACCCCUGCCGUGGUGCCCUCAAAGCACCCCUGCCGUGGUGCCCUCAAAGCACCCCUGCCGUGGUGCCCUCAAAGCACCCCUGCCGUGGUGCCCUCAAAGCACCCCUGCCGUGGUGCCCUCAAAGCACCCCUGCCGUGGUGCCCUCAAAGCACCCCUGCCGUGGUGCCCUCAAAGCACCCCUGCCGUGGUGCCCUCAAAGCACCCCCCCACAGCCCUCAUCUCAUGUCACUCGUCCUCACUCCUGUAUCCCCUGA
Molecule: messenger RNA, 15327 nt
Organism: Closterium sp. Naga37s-1
Lineage: Eukaryota; Viridiplantae; Streptophyta; Zygnematophyceae; Desmidiales; Closteriaceae
Source: the annotation of a GenBank genome assembly